CCGCCGGAGAGGAAGGGGCCGGCGGCGCAGUCGGGCCUCGGCGGUCAACAUGGGUGGCGGCGACCUGAACCUGAAGAAGAGCUGGCAUCCACAGACGCUGCGUAAUGUGGAAAAAGUUUGGAAGGCUGAACAGAAACAUGAAGCUGAACGGAAGAAAAUUGAAGAGCUGCAGCGAGAGUUGCAUGAAGAGCGAGCACGAGAGGAAAUGCAGCGAUAUGCAGAGGAUGUGGGCGCUGUCAAAAAAAAAGAUGAAAAACUGGAAUGGAUGUACCAAGGACCUGGAGGCAUGAUGAACAGAGAUGAAUAUCUUAUGGGCCGUCCAGUUGACAAGUAUGUCUUUCAAACAGUGGAAGACAAGGAAGCACACUCUUCUGAGACUGGCCUUCUGCCUGGCUCUAUCUUUGCCUUCACGGGUGCCAAUUCUUCCUUGGAAAUGGCCAGCAAAAUUCGAGAAGAUCCACUUUUUAUGAUAAGGAAGAGGGAAGAAGAGAAGAAGCGUGAAGUUCUGAACAAUCCUGUAAAAAUGAAGAAGAUCAAAGAACUGUUGCAAAGCAGUUUGGAGGAGAAAAAGAAGAAGAAGAAAAAGAAAAAGGAGAAAAAGAAAAAGCACAAAAAACACAGGCAUCACAGUUCUAGCAGCAGUGAAAAUGAACAGAUUAAAGCCAGGUCACAGGAGAAAACAAGCAGUUCUGUGGAAACUCUUCAUUCCAAAAUGCCAGGAUAUGGCUUGCAGGUUCGAGAAACCUUUCCCCACAAACUCCAACAGAGUUCGAGAUCGAAGAGUCAGUACCUGUCACCAGAGAGGCACUCUGGCAAGAAGAGUACAUAUCAGGUGGAGUUCAGUCACAGGAGGUCAAGGUCACCCAGACAUGAUAAACAGUACAAUAGCAAGGAACAGAAGGCAAAAGCAGGAGUCAGGAGUCCUUCUCCUAAGAAAGAAGGCUAUAGAAGACAGCUUACUUCAAGAAGAAAACUCUCUGCAGAAGAGCUGGAGAGAAAACGUCAAGAAAUGAUGGAUAAUGCUAAGUGGCGGGAAGCUGAAAGGAUGAAUAAUGUGAACAGACAUAGAAGAGAAGAGGAACGAGAGCGAGCCCAAGAGAAACUCAGUCAUUGUGAUGGGAAGUUCAUACACCACAUCAAACUGGAAAGUGCAUCCACCUCCUCCCUUGAAGACAGAGUCAAGAGGAAUAUUCACUCUAUCCAAAGGACUGCAGCAGCCCUGGAAAAAAACUUUAUGCAAAGAUGAGAUUAUUAAGUCUUCCUUCAUUGGACUACUGAGGACUUGCAGAUCUGGGAUGCUUUUUCUCUUUUAGAGUAGGUUGGGAUGUGGGCAAUGGGAGAAUGGCUGUACAGCAAAACAUUCCUGAAACCUUCACAGCCCGGACCAUCUUUUCUCUCUCUGUGAGAGGCCUGUCUCUGAACAUCAUGAGGGAAUUCACUGUGAUUUAUUGCUACAAACAGUGCAUGUACAUGUGUGGGUAUGUUUAAAGAAUUAGGAUAUUUUCAGGCCAUUUGACAAUAAGCACUGAUGUUUAUUUGAUGCUGUAAGAUGUAGGCAAGGGGCAUCAGAUAGUGGAAAAGCACUUAAGUUCCCAUCCAGAGUUGGCAUUACAGGUAAGCAGAAGUAGGGUGACAGAAGAGACUGAUUUACUUCUCAUGGCAUUUUGAUGUAAGGAGCACAGCCAUCAAAAAGCACUGGCUUUUCAUUGGCUGUUACAGUUUUUGCUCCCUUUCAGGUUGUUAAAAACUUGGACUUUGUUUAAAUUCAAACUAUAGUGAUGCUGGGGCUUACAAUUCUAUUUUGUUGAGUUGUUUCUCCACUGACACAAAGAACGUGCUCAACUCUUUAGCCCAGUUGUAUCUUGGAACUUCUAAGGACUUUGUGCUGCACAGCUAAUACUAUAAGGCAGGUGCAGGCAACUUGUGACCCUCUGAAUAUUUUGUUCCACAGUUCCAAUCAGUCCUAGUUAGCUUAAUCAAUGAUGAAAGAUCAUGGGAGUUGUAGGCCAAAAGAUCUGGAGAGCCACAUUUUACCCAUCCCUGCAAUAGGGACUGAGUUUGUUUCCUAAAAAGCAAGUUUUUUACAAAUAUUUUAAUUGGAAACGUGCACACUUUUAUACAUGUACAUGAAACCACUUCUUAAAGGCAUAAAAGCAUACCUGGCUAAAUGUCUGCAUUAAUACCUUUAAUACAGCAAUCUUCUGUGCAUUAUUCUUUGGUGACAUGUAAAAUGUUGAAUUUUGUAUAUUUGGCUGGCAUUUAAUUUUUUAAGAAGCUGCUUAACAUUUCCCCCUUUAACUAGCUGUUUGUACUGUAGGCCAUCAAAAUAUUGUGCAAUUUCUAUAAAACUGAAGAGAAAUGUGCAGCAGUUGCAAAAAUACGUAAACCCAUUUGGUAAUAGCAAACCACCCUCCUUACAAAGACAACCACCAUCCCAAUUCUAGUGCUCUCUGACAGCUCUGGAUAAGGUACAAAGAAGUAUUCAAGAGAAGUGGGGGAGGUAUAUGUUCCCCUCAGACACCUCAGGAAAUGUUGGAAGAGAGGGAGAGCAACAGAUAUGGCAGUUUAGACUAUUUGCCCUAUUCUAAACUCCCAUCAGAACUGGGACUUUGGAAGUACAAUGUUUUUGUAAAAUAUCUCUUAACAGUGUUGCUCCAGCAAAUACUAAAUAUUAGGAAAUGGUUACUAAAUAUCUCUUAACAUCUGUUUGUUUUUGUUCAUUGUACAAAUGUUUCCAUUUAAAUUGGGGGAAAAUAUGCAGAGGCUGCUUUGUUUUUUCAUGUAACUAGAUAUUUAAUAGUAAAAGAGUUCUCUUUGAAAUAA
Messenger RNA from Varanus komodoensis (Komodo dragon), 2823 nucleotides. RefSeq names its product CWC25 spliceosome associated protein homolog (gene CWC25). The record is from RefSeq and is a predicted model, not a curated record. The transcript has 10 exons. Gene Ontology annotation, biological process: mRNA splicing, via spliceosome. NCBI's taxonomy places the organism in Eukaryota, Metazoa, Chordata, Lepidosauria, Squamata, Varanidae. Gene Ontology annotation, cellular component: U2-type spliceosomal complex. Bases 50 to 1246 code for a protein of 398 amino acids.